AUGAGCCAGUAUGCAUCCCAGUACCAGAACUACAUGCAGGGCGCAUCUGGCAACGGCGGUGAUGGCUACCAGAAGUACUACAAGAAGUACAUGGCACAGUAUGGCUCUGAUUCUGCUGGCGGGUAUGACAAGUACAUGUCGAAGUAUGCCGGCGACUAUGCCAGCAAGUACAUGCCGUCUGAGUCUUCUGGUUCGACGGACGAGUCUUCUCGAGACGGAAAGAAGCCAGUAAGCUUCAUUGCAGCAGAGGACGCUGACACCUCCCGGCAGUCGAGCAAAGACUCCGCACACCAAUCUGAGCAUGCAGCUGACAAGAGUGGAUUCCAGAAGUACAUGGACUACGCCAAACACACUCAGGGUCACGGCUCAGAGGGGGCAGACUACAAGCAGUACAUGGACUACUCCAAGUACACUCAAGGGCACGGCUCGCAGGGCUCGGAUUACAAGCAGUAUAUGCAGUCCUACGGCGGGGACUAUAGCAAAUACACGCAGGGGCACGGCUCGCAG
Symbiodinium necroappetens is the source of this 507-nucleotide messenger RNA. The record is from the annotation of a GenBank genome assembly. NCBI's taxonomy places the organism in Eukaryota, Dinophyceae, Suessiales, Symbiodiniaceae.